This is a messenger RNA of Zingiber officinale, 3624 nucleotides long. Its product is annotated as tRNA pseudouridine synthase A-like. Gene Ontology annotation, molecular function: pseudouridine synthase activity; RNA binding. The transcript is spliced from 3 exons. The coding region runs from base 39 to 1577 and encodes 512 amino acids. The record is from RefSeq and is a predicted model, not a curated record. Lineage: Eukaryota; Viridiplantae; Streptophyta; Magnoliopsida; Zingiberales; Zingiberaceae. Gene Ontology annotation, biological process: mRNA pseudouridine synthesis; tRNA pseudouridine synthesis. Gene Ontology annotation, cellular component: nucleus.
CCCCCCUCGCACUCUCGCAGUCGUUCAUAUAAACCCUAAUGUCCUCCUCUCCUCCCCACCCUCCCAAGAAGCUCAAGAUGUCCUCCUCCGCCACCACCUCCGACGCCGAGGAGGCCCCUUCGUCCGCCCCCGGCGAACCCCGGCGGCGCUACAAGCGUCGCAAGGUGGCCAUCUUCCUCGGCUACUGCGGCGCCGGGUACCAGGGCAUGCAGAAGAACCCCGGCGCCCGAACCAUUGAGGGAGAUCUAGAGGAGGCCCUCUUCCUCGCCGACGCUGUCCCUGCUUCCGACCGCGGCCUCUCGCGCCGCUACGAUUGGGCCCGAUCUGCUCGCACCGACAAGGGCGUCAGCGCUGCUGCUCAGGUCGUCUCGGGACGCUUCUACGUCGAUCCGCCUGGCUUCGUUGCCCGCCUCAACGCCCACCUCCCUGACCAGAUCACCGUCUUCGGCUUCAAGCGAGUCACCAAUUCCUUCAGCGCCAAGAAAUUCUGUGAUCGGCGACGGUACGUCUACCUUCUUCCCGUGUUUUCCCUUGACCCUAGCGCACAUCCGGACCGGGAGUCCGUCAUGGCGAGCAUCGGAUCUGACAACGAGCUCACUCGUUGCUUAGAGUGCUCAGAAAGGGGACGCAAGAUACCUACCUCCACGGAUCCCUUUUCUCAGGGAUCUAAGCAGGAAGAAAGGCCUGAUUCUGAACAAGUCGAGGAUGGUAAAUUUGAGUCAACUAAGCUAGAAAAACCUGAUAUUGCAAGGGAUGGAGCUGGUGAUGAUCAACUUGGUGCCUCAGAUAUAAUUUUGACUGAAAAUCAACCUGAAACUGCUUAUUCUAUAUCGAUGGAAGGUGAGCUUAGGGCUUCCAAUGUGGAUGAAUGUGGUAAUCCAAGCAAUAGGGAUUCCUUCUUGGAAGAGAGAUCCACAAUGCAAACUGUAGUUCAUGAUGAAUCCAAUGAGCAACUGACUGCCAAAACCAAGUUUUGUUAUGAUGAUGAACAGAAAGCGAGAUUCAAUCGAAUCCUACAGCAUUAUGUAGGAACCCAUAACUUCCAUAACCUCACGACUAGAAUUAAGCCUGAAGAUCCCUCUGCUCGUCGUUACAUCAUAUCCUUCCAUGCAAAUAGUGUCGUUUGUAUUGACGGGAUUGAGUUUGUGAAGUGUGAAGUUGUAGGGCAGAGCUUCAUGCUCCAUCAGAUCAGGAAGAUGAUCGGCCUCGCUGUUGCAGUGAUGAGGAAUUGUGCACCUGAAUCGCUUAUGGAUGCAGCCUUAAGAAAGGAUGUAAGAAUCAACGUUCCAACGGCUCCUGAAGUCGGACUAUUUCUAGACGAAUGCCAAUUCACUUCCUAUAAUAAUCAAUGGAAGGACUCACAUGAGCCACUGACCAUGGAUGCAUAUGCUGAAGAAGCUGAAGAUUUUAAAAUGAAGUAUAUAUACCCUCACAUCGCCUCCAUGGAGCACAAAGAAGGAGCCGUUGCGCUCUGGCUUCACUCGUUGAACCAUCGUAACUAUCCAGAUCUCGGUUUCAUGGAGACAAGUGUCUGUGCUGGUGCUCAUGAGAAACAUGUUGAAAACUUAGCAGAGUAAUUCCUUGAGAAGAGUUUGUUCAUGACACUUGAUAUUGAGCUAGAUGAAUUGUUCCACCUUGAGACUAGCAAUGAAACACCUUUGACCUCGGCGGCAGGCCAAAUGCACAGCGACUGUUGAAGUUCGAUGAGCUGCAAUGACUCAUAGUGAGAUUUAGUGGUGAGAAGGAAUACAUAGUGGAAAGAAGAUCUUCAAAGAGCUUCAAGUCGAUCCAAAGUGAAGUGAUAGUAGGAGGAAGUUAAAAGAGUAUUUCAUAAGAUGUUGCAACGACAUUAACUAAGGCAAAAGGUUCACAUAGGUCCAAUAAGGUUUCUAUAGAGUUGAAGAGAGAUUGAUAUCGAAAAUUUUGAUAUGAGGAUGGGUUCUUUUUAAAGAUGAUGAACCUACAAUCCACACGAAAAACAUAUAUAUGUACUAUAAAAGACAUUCUUUUAAAGACUAUGCCUCUAAAUGGCCUUUCGGUGUUCCUUAGCCAUUGCUGCCGGCGAUGGUGCCUCCUUCACCGCCGCCAUCGUAUGCUCGAUAUGGCAAAUAAUUGUUGGUGUGGCUAGAGAGAGUUGGAGAUGAGACUAGCAUGGAAGAAAAAACAAUGGGUUUUUACAUGGCCUAAGAAAUUCAACCAAGCAUACUUCCCAAUAAGCAAUAGAGUCAUUAUAAUGAUAAUAUUUUAAAAUAAUAUAUGUGAUUUAUAAAAAUAUUGCAUUCAAAGAAUAAUCUUUACUAUCAUUAAAUUUUUCUACACAAUGUUUAAUUUAGCUCAUUCCAUCUGUUCAGCUUUAAAUAUUUUGUUUGGCCCAUUUAAUAAGCAUUAUUCAUUCCACUUGCUUGAAAAAUUAGGUAUGAAGUGGGCCUGAAAUGAUGUGUUUGAGUCAUUUCGAGAUAUGGUUCAAUUCUAUUUAAACUUUUGCCGCCAAACUAGUGAAAUUUGAUUCGUACUCAAAUUUUAUUUCAAAUUGAGUUCGAAUUAAUAUUAUUUAUAUUUUUAAACUUCGAAUAGAAUUUGAAUAUUCUAUAUUUUUUAAACUUAAUUUAAAUAUUAAUAUUUUUAUAAUAUCGAUUAGUUGGUGCUCUAGCACUACUAGAUAUCUAAGACCGACACUUUGACAUUUAAUUUAAAAUGUCGUUAUAAAUAUUUUUUAAUGACCCAUUUAUAUAUAAAUGUAAGGUAAAUCAUGGGGUAAUAUUUUUUCCAGAUUGAACACUUUCUUGAUAAAGAAAAUAAAGGACGGCCUUAAUUAUUGAGUAAAAAUUAAAAAAAAAAACGUCUUAGUUUUUUUAAAAUCAUCAAAGCAUCCCAUUUUUUUAAUCAAAAUAACACUCCACUUCAUGUAUAAUUAUUUAAUUAUCAUCAAUUAGUCCACUCGGAACGAUCUCAUGGUUAAUACAUGAAGUAUUAUCAUCAUGAAAUUUGGGGUUCAAAUCUCGACAAAGUCGAGGUAAUACUUUCCUUAUGUACUAGUCAUUAUUCCAAAGACUAAUAGUUACUCGUGAUUUACCUCCUCAGUGUUGGGACGGAGGCACUAGAGGCGAACAUAUUCAUCUUUUACCACCAUUUAAUUAUCCUCAAUUAUAAUAUUUUAAAUAAGUAUGAAUUAUAAUAAUUAUGAUUUUGUAGCUACUACAACACGUCAGAUCAAUUCAGAAUUCAGGCCAAAGAUAAUGAGAAUAGUAUACUUAAAUAAUUCUUUUUUGGUAAUUUAAGUCUCUAACUCUUCGAACCAACUGAUCUAGGAAGGAAUUGGUCUAAUUUUAUAGAAAUUUUUCAUCGAUUACCAGUAUAAAUUGAAAAACGUUCACUAAGGUCUAUCCAAACAAUCAUCGAUCUUAGAGUUAGAAAAAAAAAAAUCCUAUAAUAUGUCAUAUCUAGGAUACGACCUUUAGCUGCCUAAUUAACCUCUUAAAAGGAUCUAAUCGUAGCUGAAUAAUUACACCUGAAUUGACAGUGGAGUAAGGUGUACUUUUGAUAUAAAAAAGUAAAAUGGCGCCCUUCUAUGAUUCCAACAAAAUAAGAGCACCUUCUGACUUUUACCCUUUAUUUUUCCCAUAA